Molecule: messenger RNA, 1966 nt
Organism: Saitoella complicata NRRL Y-17804
Lineage: Eukaryota; Fungi; Ascomycota; Saitoellomycetes; Saitoellales; Saitoellaceae
Exons: 1
Source: RefSeq, a predicted model, not a curated record
AUUGUUUCGAGGAGGUGUUGUUGGGAAUCGUACAAGAAGGUGCCGAGGUCCUUGCCAAACACGAGGAAGCCGGGGCGUAUCAUCAUUACGAAAACACAAGCACGAGUGGGAAUGAUCCACGAGAAGAGUUCUUCGCGGAUGCAGUAAAGAAGGUCUUCGCCUUCCUCGACUCGCCCUCCGGAAUCCCCCGUGGAAUCCUCCUCUUCGCACGCUCCCUCCUCGCAAAAGUCCGUCUCACAAAUGACGAGAAUCAACUCCGGUAUGCAGAACUCUUCAUUGUUGUCAAGUGGUUCUUCUUCCGGUUUCUUGGGAGGGCGAUAGCCUACCCCGAGCACCAUGGGUUGUUCAAGGGAUGUUGGGUUAGUGAUGUCAUGAGGCAGAGGGUGUUGUUUACGUUGCACCAGCGGCUUUAUAGGAAUGUUACGUCGGUUACGCAUGCGAUGCCAGAGUGGUCGUCCGCCGGCGCCACUGGGAAUCGGAGUCGCAAGGGGAGCGGGAUUCAGAGGUGUGGAAGUGGGAGUGGUGGGGUGGAGAGGAUGGUGAGGAGUAUUAUCUCGAGGUUUAGUGCGGCGCCGGCAGGGCAGAUGGAGAUUGAGGAGUCCAGGCCGGGGGAUGCGUUGUUGAUGCCGUCGAACGCGUACUGCGCUCCGGGGAGUUCAUAUGCAUCACCGACUCUGCUCGUCUGUCCAGCGGAUCUGGUGAUGUUGUUUGAGGCACUGAAUCCUAGCGAGCUGCAACCGUCGAAGCCGCCUAUGACGACGAGGAGGUUAUCCGUCGCUUCCAAGGUUACGUUGGAGACGUGCAGUGAAGCCAGUCCGGGGCCGAAGCCGUUGGAGAGGAAGUCGCAUUCGCAUUUCUCGUUGUUUGAUUUUGGGCGGAAGACAGCUGCGACGCCUCCUCCUCCGGCUCCUCCCGCGGAACCGGAGGUUGUCACGCCAGAGAUUGAGAUACCGCCUCUGGUUCCCGAACCAACCUCGCCAUACGAUGGCUUCGUACACCAGGUCCGUUUUGCGAUCGAUGAAAUGAAACGAACCCUGGGUCCCGGCGCAUGCGAUGGCGCCGCAGAUCCCUGCAACGAGAAAUGGACACUCGUGUUCGUUGAUGGGGAGAAGCUCUCGCUCGAAGUGAAGCUGGAUGAAAAAAAGUGUCGGGAGGGGCCUACGGAGAUCAGUGAGGAAAUUAUUGCGUUGAAGGAGACUGUGUUGAGGUUAUUGAGGGAGUAUGAGGUACCGUAUGUGCCGCGGUUAGUGCCAAGGCCCGAGGAUAGUGCUGGCGUUGAGUCAGGUUCGUCGCUGGUAUCGCCUGUAGGACAACCGUGCUCGUCGUGCUUGAGACCGAAUACGCCGAACACUCCUUCGGUACGGCCGACUUCACCGCCGGCGAUAUCUGCACUCCUCGCUGCCGCAGCGAAAGCUCAGCAAGCCCCACUACCCGCUCCCUUUCAAGGAACGUCGCCUUCACAGUCUUUGCUCCUUCGAAUGCUGCGGUCUGCCUCGGAACAUUGUCGUCUCAAGGGUGACUUUAUAACCGCACAGGCUUAUCACCACGCUCAUUCUGUUUUGCGGAAGCUGAACAGUCCGUCGUUAACGCAUGAUGAUUACUCAUCCCUGUUACGGAUAUUCAGCAGAGAGCACAGACGAGAUGCAGAGGGUUAUGCUGCAAAAGUUGGUGCAAGGGAGGCUUGGUACAUCGAGGAGUGCACAGAGGCGGCUGAUGGGUACAUCAAAGGCAAGAAGCAAGUUCUGGAUGAGUUGAGGACGAAGAUGUGGUAUUCGACGGAUGUGCGGAAGACCAAAGUUUGGGAACGUGCAAGAGAUGUUUGCCGGAUGCUGAGGAGUUCGAAAAAUGCACAGGCGGCCGAGUCUCUGGUCAUGCUUAAUCCUUCUCUGACUUAUGCUUCCAGACCCUCGACCCCCAGGUCUGAACGGGGUGGUAACACGCAUUAUCACACCAUGCAUCGCGCUCC